Linepithema humile (Argentine ant) is the source of this 453-nucleotide messenger RNA. RefSeq lists its product as uncharacterized. The record is from RefSeq and is a predicted model, not a curated record. NCBI's taxonomy places the organism in Eukaryota, Metazoa, Arthropoda, Insecta, Hymenoptera, Formicidae.
AUGGAGGGGGAAGGAGGGGGAGAGACAGACGUGCAGUCGGUGUCCCUGUACGGGGCACCGGUAUGGGCCGAUAAAGUCCUGGCCAGCCGGCGAAUCAAAGCGAUGAUUCAUCGCCAACAACGCCGGUUGGCCGUUAGGAUAAUUCGGUCCUACUGCACGACGUCGUUCGUGGCGGCCACGGCCCUGGCGGGCCUCCUCCCGGUCGAGUUCUUGGCGAACUCGUACGCCGAGGUUUAUCGGCGUACGAGGGACCCUGACCGUACCGGGAGUGCCCGUCUAAGACCAGGGGCCGUGGACAAAAUUAGGAAGAGUGCCCGUCGCAGUGCUGUGUUCCAAUGGCAAGAGGCUAUUGCGGACUCUGCGACGGGCAGAUGGACCACCCACGCCAUCCAGCCCUGUCUACCGGAAUGGGUAGACAGGCGAGGACGAGGACUCGAGUUCCACCUAACACAG